Molecule: messenger RNA, 1125 nt
Organism: Rhagoletis zephyria (snowberry fruit fly)
Lineage: Eukaryota; Metazoa; Arthropoda; Insecta; Diptera; Tephritidae
Source: RefSeq, a predicted model, not a curated record
UAAAAAUUGAAGCAAUAGUAAAAGAUGAUAUCUACGUUGAAGGACGGCGUUUGUUUGAUUUAGAGAAUUUUUUCCAAAAACCCCUAAAUUCUUGUGAAUUAGGCAUUUUCAAAACAAAUCUACGUUUAGGUGAAAAAGAAAGAUUUUUAAUGAAAGAUGUUCAGUAGAAAUUUCUAUGCUUACCUUAUGAUAGUAAUUUUGUAAUAAUUCCAAUUCUACACAGCUGCCUUCAGAAAAAUGUCGAGCCAUAAUACCCAUCUUUCCAAAGGAACACUGAAGUAUUUCCCCCAACCAGUUAAUCAAAAAUGUCACAGCUGUGAAGAAUUAUCAAAAAAAUUGAAAUAAUUGAAGAUAAAAAACCAUGUGAAAGUGGCGAGUCCAUAGUUCUUCAUGCUUUUCGCAGAUGUUUUCGAAUCAGGCUUUUUGAAAAUUUCAGCAUUAAGAGCUAGAAGCUUUGAAAAAGGUUUUCCCUCAGAACUUUGGCUGUUGGUUUUAGUUUGAGCCCCUGAUGGAAUUUUGUGAGAAACUGUAUGCAUGUAUCUUAUUGAUGUACGUAUAUUUUUACAGAUGCUGCUCAAAAGCAAUAUAAUACUUUACUUGAUAUUUUGGCGGAACACAAAGUUUUAUUGGAUCGCACAGUUGCCCAAAAUGCAGUUUGCACAUACAUAAUGGGCAUUUUUCCAAUUAAUACCGAUGAAAAAUUGAAAGAAUUUGACACCCUUUUAGCUACGCAAGCAGAUCCAUAUAUACGGCAAAUCAAUUUACUUCUCGGUGGUAAUGCUGAACGCAAUCUACAUCAGGUAUUUGGCCACGGUAUAAUUAUGAAUUUCUAUGUCGACGGAUCUUUCGGCAAAAAGCGUUUGCAGGAUUACAGCAAUGUGUUUACGGCUAUAAUAGAUGCUAUAUCAACUUUCAGCGAAUCUUCUGACAAAACAUUGAGAGCAGUCUUUCAACGACAGAAAAAAAAAUUUUUUAAACAAACAAGUCGCAACAAAGGCAGAGACAAGGAACAACAUGAAUAUGAAGGCGACUCUUCUGACAAAGACCAAUAAUUUUUUUAUCAACUCAAAAUGCUUAAAGGUUUAGCCAGCCUGGAAAAAAUUAGCUUUUUUAUUCUAAAACAUA